AAUCGCACACCUCAAGUCAAAAUUCUCGUGUGGAAGUUGUUUUCGCAAUGCGAAGGACUCCGUCUACAUUGUCAACAAGAGAACAAAACUAAUCGAAACUUUAUCGUCAUGUCAUCCAAACAUCGAUUGACCCGGUCGUUCCGGACCCUUUCGGCCCUGCUCUAUGUUGUAAGUUCUUCACGAAGACCGCCUGGCAGGGUUCGGUACCUCGCUGCAUCGAUAGGUUCAGCAUUUGAUGCGGCAUUUAUUUUCAUCCUCUUUUCGAUUUAUUCGUGGAAGUGGUGGCUUUGCUUCUUAAGUAAUCCAAAAUGGGCAUAUGUCAUGCGAGAAUAUUAUUUCUUCAUACUCGUAUAAUGAUAUAAUAUUCAUGAGAAGCCAGUCGCGCAACACAAAUCUUCUAAAUCUACUGUGCUGGACGAGAAAAUCUGCAAACAAUGUCGAAUGGUCGUCGACACUACGCGUUUUGAUAGUUUGUGUCGAACAAAAGAUGGUGCCAACGAAUSAUCACUCCUCCAACAUCCAUCAAGAACCAAUAACCCAAAAAGUUGACUGGAAGCGGUCUAACAGUGAAGCUUUUUUCUUCAACUUACAAUGUGUGUCGUUUUUUUUUCUCUCGUGUUUCAAUAUCAAAAAUUGAUUUUGCUUCAUGGCCAACGUUGUAGCUGAACAUUUCCGUGUCCUUUAAUUUUCUCAUGAGAGGGGUUUAUCUCGAUAUCCUUGUCGGAGCCCUGAUGGUCAUAUUGUGCGUAUUGAUGCUCUGCGUAGCAAUCGAAGCGCCGUCUGCGCUGACCACAAGACUCGAAAAUUCAAAAAUGGGUGAUAUUCUAUUUACAUUUCGAGGACGCUACAUUGUGGAUCUUCUGAUUUCACUCUUUUUGUUCGCCAUGGGUGUGUGGGGAAUCGUAAUGGGUCUCUUGACCCUAUUUUUGAUUUUUGGAAUCCGAUUCCUUGGCGUGAAGCAGCCAGAUGCUUUCAAUGAGAUUUUCCGACAGUCUGAUGUUGAGUCCCAGUCCAUGGCAGACUCUUACACUUUGGAAGGAACCUAUGACACAGAAGGAACAGAGCGAUAAAUCUAUCCUUGUCAUUGAUCGGCGAUUAGACUGUAUCAAAGGAACGACAAGUGGACUCGUGUUCAUGAUUUCGGAUUCCCUCUGACAGAGGAAUAAUCGUGUGGAAAGUCUUCGAAAGAUUGAAGUGUUCAACCCUGCAUUUUUUCAUUUGUGGAAGGGAUGGAAUGUCUCAAGUAAAAGAUGAAGAGAAAUGGUGUCCUGUUGUAUGCUUUCGAGCUAAAGGUACACAACAUGAGUAAUUGACGUCUGUUAUCGUUGGAAGUACUGUUUAUGUAUUACUAAAUUUAAACAAAGAUAGAAAGUGUGA
Molecule: messenger RNA, 1377 nt
Organism: Pseudo-nitzschia multistriata
Lineage: Eukaryota; Bacillariophyta; Bacillariophyceae; Bacillariales; Bacillariaceae
Source: the annotation of a GenBank genome assembly